CCAACACCACUACCACAACAACAACAAUAACUAACGUCAUGGCUUUGUCCAUCUCAAUGGAAGCGCAAACCAGAAAUUUAGCGGCUGCUUUGGCUGGAAUGCAGAAAAGUGAUUCGGAUGUGGACGGACCUCUAUCACUUUCACCUCCGAUGUCUGCUAACAGCUCAAUUAACACUGUGAUGUAUCCCAGUAUACAACAGGCCGCGGCAGCUACAGCGUAUAAUAUGCUCUCACCAUCUCAACUAUUGGCCGCGAAUCGGCAGGCAGCGGCCGCCUUCAUGGCUGCUCAAAUACCCAUCUCGACAUUGGCUUCUACUCUGUUUCCACAUCAUCCGGCUGCAUUGUUUAGCUCUUGGCCGAUGGCGAACGGUCAACCGCAUUCGCUGCCAUUAAGUACAACACCCCAAUCACCACCGGCAUCACCGCAUUCGCCCGUCAAUAAUAAUAAUAAUAACAAUGCUUUGAACAAUAACAAUAGUAAGAAUAUGCGAAGUUUAUCUUCACCUACAGCGGUAGUUAGUGAAAAUGACGUUCCUACUAAGAGAUCGCGAAAGUUGUCAGUGAAAAAAGAUCUGACACCGCUCAGUACGGAUAUCCCCAUGAAUGUGAAUGAUUUAUAUAACAGUUCUGGACCUAUAUCGCCGCCUUCAUCGGGUUCAUCACCAAAUUCCUCGGCUCACGAGGUAAACAGUCCUGUUAAUGGGAAUUCGUCUCGCGAUAAAAGUUUCACUUGCAAAAUAUGUUCACGUUCUUUCGGUUAUAAACAUGUCUUGCAAAAUCAUGAACGCACUCAUACGGGCGAGAAGCCGUUCGAAUGCCCUGAGUGUCACAAACGUUUCACGCGCGACCAUCACCUAAAGACACAUAUGCGCUUGCAUACGGGCGAAAAACCGUAUCAUUGUUCACAUUGCGAUCGCCAAUUUGUGCAAGUAGCCAAUUUAAGGCGUCACUUGCGCGUUCACACCGGCGAGAAACCCUACACUUGCGAGAUAUGCGAUGGCAAGUUUAGUGACUCGAAUCAACUGAAAUCGCAUAUGCUGGUGCACAAUGGCGAGAAACCGUUUGAUUGUGAACGUUGCCAUGUAAAAUUUAGACGACGCCAUCAUUUAUUAAAUCAUAAAUGCAACGGUUUACAAUCGCCGAUAACUCCGGUAUUAAGUCCGGCAAUGAGUGACGAGUAUAGUACGAUGACUUACGAUCAAAAGUCAUCUUAUGGUUCGGAGGAAUCUCUGGAUAUUGGUAAACCCAUUUUGUCAACGCCGUUGACCAAUCACCACACCUACAACAUGCACGCGGACGAGGAAACGCCAUUAGAUUUAUCGGAAGAUGGCAGCGGUAGUAACAAUGACGAGCUGAGCUAUCGCAAAAUUCACGAUAUAAGACGAGUAUUCCGCCUACCGCCACCACAGGUGAUGCACCUGCCCAACGACAUACCCGAGCAGACUGAACCGGAAGAUUUGAGUAUGAAUCAUAAACAAUGUAAAAGCGAAUUGUCGACCUUUCAGGACUCGACGGAAAAUAUCCUUUAG
Molecule: messenger RNA, 1529 nt
Organism: Glossina fuscipes
Lineage: Eukaryota; Metazoa; Arthropoda; Insecta; Diptera; Glossinidae
Product: protein krueppel
Exons: 2
Coding region: 39-1529 (496 amino acids)
Biological process (GO): regulation of transcription by RNA polymerase II
Cellular component (GO): nucleus
Molecular function (GO): DNA-binding transcription factor activity, RNA polymerase II-specific; RNA polymerase II cis-regulatory region sequence-specific DNA binding
Source: RefSeq, a predicted model, not a curated record